UUACGAAUAAAAAAUAUUUAUUUUUUUUUCUGAACGACGGGUAGUAAACCAGUUUAAUUUAUAAGCACAUCUUUAAUGAAUACAAUGCCUAUUGCUAAUUCGACAAACUGUUGAUUUCUAAUAUUAUAAGCAACCAUUCCUAAUCAUAAGAAAUGAAAUACCAACAAGAAGCCAAAUGUAAAAUAACCACCUUACAAAGUGACUUUCUUCCUUUUAAAAAUUUCCAAGGAUUUUUCCAUGAAUUUCUAAUCGUAAGAAAUGGAAUACAAGAAUUUUAUCAAAUUUUGAUUUCAAGAAGCCAAACCACCUUACAGAGUGACUUUCUUUCUUUCAAAAAUUUCCAAGGAUUUCUCCAUGGAUUACUAAUCGUAAGAAAUGGAAUACAAGAAUUUUAUCAAAUUUUGAUUUCAAGAAGCCAAAUGUAAAAUAACUAUCUUACAAAGUGACUUUCUUCCUUUCAA
Molecule: messenger RNA, 461 nt
Organism: Rhizophagus irregularis DAOM 181602=DAOM 197198
Lineage: Eukaryota; Fungi; Glomeromycota; Glomeromycetes; Glomerales; Glomeraceae
Source: RefSeq, a predicted model, not a curated record